Molecule: messenger RNA, 8608 nt
Organism: Equus quagga
Lineage: Eukaryota; Metazoa; Chordata; Mammalia; Perissodactyla; Equidae
Gene: MGAT5
Product: alpha-1,6-mannosylglycoprotein 6-beta-N-acetylglucosaminyltransferase
Exons: 18
Coding region: 582-2807 (741 amino acids)
Biological process (GO): protein N-linked glycosylation
Cellular component (GO): Golgi apparatus
Molecular function (GO): alpha-1,6-mannosylglycoprotein 6-beta-N-acetylglucosaminyltransferase activity
Source: RefSeq, a predicted model, not a curated record
CCUUCCUUCGAGAGCCGCGAGCCCAGAAGCGGGGUGAAGUUGGAGAGGUCGGGCAGGAGAGGGUUGGAAGAAAUUGAGGACAGACCUCCCCCGCCGAUCGGCUGAACCCCCAAAGAGCGUCUCUGCCGCGUCCGGGCCGAGUGUGAACGCGCCGCGCGCGGCCCCGCCAGGGCUGGGAGUUUGCAGACCGUCCCUGCCGAGGCCCGCUCGGCGGCGGCCCUGCGGCUCCCGCGGCAGCCCCGGGCGGCCCCGGGCGCGUUCGAGCCCAGGUUGCCGCGCCUCAGGCUCAGGGCGCCGCGACCCCUUCCCCGCCGCCCUGGGCCCCGCGGGGACGGCGGCUGGCGGGCGGUCCCGGCUGCUGCUGUUGCUGCUGCUGCUGCCGCUGCCCAACAAGGAGGAGUGAUUACUGUUCUAAAGUGGACAUUGGAGGAGGAUGCAUUAGGCCGUCAGAAUGGAAGUGAAGUCGACUCACGCAGGAGCCGGAGUGAAACCCACGAACCCACAAACCCAGCCUACACCAUGAACUCGUGUCUCCCUUCUCUGCUGUAAGAGCCAAGGGCGGGUGAAGUUGCUGGAGAGCAAUGGCUCUCUUCCCUCUGUGGAAGUUGUCUUCUCAGAAGCUGGGCUUUUUCCUCGUGACUUUUGGCUUUAUUUGGGGUAUGAUGCUCCUGCAUUUUACCAUCCAGCAGCGAACUCAGCCUGAAAGCAGCUCCAUGCUGCGCGAGCAGAUCCUGGACCUCAGCAAGAGGUACAUCAAGGCGCUAGCUGAAGAAAACAGGAAUGUGGUGGAUGGACCGUACGCUGGUGUCAUGACAGCUUACGAUCUGAAGAAAACGCUUGCUGUGUUGUUGGAUAAUAUUUUACAGCGCAUUGGCAAGUUGGAGUCGAAGGUGGACAAUCUUGUAAUCAAUGGCACAGGAACAAACUCGACCAACUCCACCACAGCUGUUCCCAGCUUGGUAGCACUUGAGAAGAUUAACGUGGCAGAUAUCAUUAAUGGAGCUCAAGAAAAAUGUGUAUUGCCUCCUAUGGAUGGCUACCCCCACUGCGAGGGGAAAAUCAAGUGGAUGAAAGAUAUGUGGCGCUCGGAUCCCUGCUACGCAGAAUACGGAGUGGAUGGGUCCACCUGCUCUUUUUUUAUUUACCUCAGUGAGGUUGAAAAUUGGUGUCCUCAUUUACCUUGGAGAGCAAAAAAUCCCGUCGAAGAAGCUGAUUACUAUUCAGUGGCGAAAAUUCGUAAGGAUUUUAAUCUUCUCUACAGUAUGAUGAAAAAGCAUGAAGAAUUCCGGUGGAUGAGACUGCGGAUCCGGCGAAUGGCUGAUGCCUGGAUCCAAGCAAUCAAGUCCCUGGCAGGGAAGCAGAAUCUUGCGACGAGAAAGCGGAAAAAAGUCCUUGUGCACCUGGGACUCCUGACGAAGGAAUCUGGAUUUAAGAUUGCAGAGACAGCUUUCAGCGGUGGCCCUCUUGGUGAAUUAGUUCAGUGGAGUGAUUUAAUUACAUCUCUGUACUUACUGGGCCAUGACAUUAGGAUUUCAGCUUCACUGGCUGAGCUCAAGGAAAUAAUGAAGAAGGUUGUGGGAAACCGAUCUGGCUGCCCAACUGUAGGAGACAGAAUUGUUGAGCUCAUUUAUAUUGAUAUUGUGGGACUCGCUCAAUUCAAGAAAACUCUGGGACCAUCCUGGGUUCAUUACCAGUGCAUGCUCCGAGUUCUGGACUCAUUUGGAACCGAGCCAGAGUUUAACCAUGCUAACUACGCCCAGUCUAAAGGCCACAAGACCCCAUGGGGAAAGUGGAAUCUGAACCCACAGCAGUUUUAUACCAUGUUCCCUCAUACCCCAGACAACAGCUUUCUGGGGUUUGUGGUGGAGCAGCACCUGAACUCCAGCGACAUCCACCACAUUAACGAAAUCAAAAGGCAGAACCAGUCCCUUGUGUAUGGCAAAGUGGAUAGCUUCUGGAAGAAUAAGAAGAUGUACUUGGACAUUAUUCACACGUACAUGGAGGUGCAUGCGACUGUUUACGGCUCCAGCACCAAGAAUAUUCCCAGUUACGUGAAAAACCAUGGUAUCCUCAGCGGACGGGACCUGCAGUUUCUUCUCCGAGAAACCAAGUUGUUUGCUGGACUUGGGUUCCCUUACGAGGGCCCGGCUCCCCUGGAGGCCAUCGCCAAUGGAUGUGCUUUUCUGAAUCCCAAGUUCAACCCACCCAAAAGCAGCAAAAACACGGACUUCUUCAUUGGCAAGCCAACUCUAAGAGAGCUGACAUCCCAGCAUCCAUACGCUGAAGUUUUCAUCGGCCGGCCACACGUUUGGACUGUCGACCUCAGCAAUCAGGAGGAAGUAGAGGAUGCGGUGAAAGCAAUUUUAAGUCAGAAGAUUGAGCCGUACAUGCCAUAUGAAUUCACAUGUGAGGGGAUGUUGCAGAGAAUCAAUGCUUUCAUUGAAAAACAGGACUUCUGCCACGGGCAGGUGAUGUGGCCGCCCCUCAGUGCCCUGCAGGUGAAGUUUGCUGAGCCAGGCCAGUCCUGCAAGCAGGUGUGCCAGGAGAACCAGCUCAUCUGUGAGCCAUCUUUCUUCCAGCACCUCAACAAGGACAAGGACAUGCUAAAGUACGAGGUGAUCUGCCAAAGCUCAGAGCUGGCCAAGGACAUCCUGGUGCCCUCCUUCGACCCCAAGAACAAGCACUGUGUGUUUCAAGGUGACCUCUUGCUGUUCAGCUGUGCCGGCGCCCACCCCAGGCACCACAGGAUCUGCCCCUGCCGGGACUUCAUCAAGGGCCAGGUGGCUCUCUGUAAAGACUGUCUAUAGCGGCCACUGGCUUAGCCCGCACACACUCUGCUGGGGAAGAUGGUGGCUCCGUCUGGCCACUGGGGGCAGACGUCAUUCAGGAACUCUCGCCAGAGCCUGGACUUCUUCAUGGAAGAUUUUGACUUGAUAUUGCUCCUCCCAUUAAUGGAGCCUCCCAGUAGGGUUCUCACCAAAAUGAGAACCAAAAUGGCUCCCGUCUAGAGCAGCUGUCAGGCCCCAGCCAGGAGCCUGGCUUCUCCCUGGCACAAUUUUGUUUUUCUUAUUUGAGGAGCAACUGUAGGGAGACUGUCAGUGCAGCUGCUCCAGGGUAGAAAGAGAGUCUAAAGGUUCAUUUAAAACAAAACAAAACAAAACCAGAGGAGGACUUGAGCUGGUUGGAAGGAACUUUGUGUGGGAACAUUCCUAAACCCAUUAACUUAUUUAUUUGGGAGGGAGGGCGGGGAACCUGGGAGGGCAGAGAGGGACUGAUCACACGUCUUGCUACUUCUUUGAUUUUUCCACUGUUGACCACCCACCUUCACUAUAUUAUUAUUCCUGUCUGCUUCGGAUGGGGUGCGCUCUGGGGAUGGUGGCCGCUUGAGGCAGCUGUGGAUCCUCGAAGUGGAUGGUGGCAGAACGAAAGAAAAUCUUGUGUGUGUGCUUGACACAUGGCAGCUAGGGGACAGGCCUGUGUUGUCCAGAGAGCCCGGCCGGGGACCAAAGACAGGACUGCUUUGCAGUGAAAGGCUUCUUUUCUCUGUGUCCCCUCCCCCUACACACACACCCUGGCCCUAAUUUCUGGUUGGGAUCCUUUUAGGAACAAAAUACAAGAGUAGGGAAUUGACAUUUGCUAGUCUAGUAAAUUCACCCUUCCUCACAUGCCACCGGGAGGAGAAAGGUAGAAAUUUGAGACUAAAAGAGCCACUCUUGGAGGUCAUGCUCUUUACCCGCUAAGAGUCUUUGAGCAAAGAUUUGGACAGGGGUGAAGCUGGCCCCUAAGAACUGGUGGCACCAUCAAAGCUGGGCUCCAGAUAGGUGGGUUUGUGUUCUAUUCUCUCUAAUGUCUGGUAUCACCCAAGUCCAGGGAAUGGGGCUGUUGGUGAACUUGAUGUUGGCGGGGUGGGGAGCAAGGGCAGGCCAGGAUGAAUGCAGCGUGCUGUCCUGGCCGCUCACCCGUGGUGUGGGUGUGGGUGUGGGUGUGGUUUGCAAGGGGUGGGAAUCUGAUGCUAGAUUUUAUUCCAGGUUGAACCCCCUUCCAAACCCUGGAGUCCCUGUGUACUGCCUUUGUGUGAGCUCUCCACCCCUCUGCUUCAGUGCUCUGGGUGUGUGUGUCUGUGUAUUUCCUGCGAAGCCCUGGCAUCUCAAUGCUGGUAAGAGUGAGCCCUCUUUCCCCUCUUGCAGAAUAUCCCCAUUAUGAGCUGUCCCAUGAUCCACCCAGCCCUCACUGGUGGUUUUGAGUGCCUUGGUUUCCUAGUUCCGUGCUCCACGAGGGUAGCCCUAGCCUCCUAGCACCUUGUGUGCCCUGGGGACAGCUGGGCAAGGCUAAUGGCUGGGUAGACCUUUGGGAAAUGAAGCUAAAGGAAGAAUCCAGAAGGAGCUGGAGCCUUUAGGUACAGGAAGUUAGAGUCAUCCUGCUUCUCCGUUCUUUCCUGGUGCAGAAAUAAUACCAAAUGCACAGCCAGCCUUUCUUUCUUAGACCCUCGGUGGGUCUGAAUUGCACCUCCAAUCCUGGAGAACAGAGGGGGCGGAGGGGAGGGACGGGAGCAGCCAGGGUCUCCUCCACCCCUCAGGUGGCCCCGAGCACCUGUGCCAGGGAGAGUGCUGAUGGGGAGGCCUCUGCCCUGAGCAUCGAUGCAGGGGCCCCUCGUGAACUGACUGAGAACAGUCUCUGCCUGGGCCUAGCAACACGGGCAAAAGUCCAGAGGGAACUUGGUGAUGGAAUGUGAGUGAAUGUGUGUGUGUGUGCUCCCGUGUGUUGUUUUAAGCUUUGUAAGGGCAGUUUCCCGCAGUAGGAGGAGAAACAACUGCCCUCCGUGCUGUUAGGAACCACUUUUCCCUGUGAAUGGGUUUCUUGUCUCCACUCUAGGUUCUGGGAAUUCCUGUGAGCGCCCAGGCCUGCGAUUCCUGGGCCACCGCUGCCCUCUCCUGGGCUCUUCUGGGAGCUUCCAACACCGAGGCUGUCAGUGCAGGCAUUCAGCCAGCAGGGGGAGCCUGCGGGCCAAAACGCACUUCCCUCGCUGGGCUAGAUUAACCCAUUUCAAAAAGAGCUGUUUAAAAAGCACAGGGACUGAAAAACCAAGGAAGCUGGAGAACAAUGUCUUGUGGAAAGACGCUGUGCCUGCCUUGUGUCCCAGAAGCUGCAGGGGCCGUUCGCUGGCUGUCCCUGAGCCUCGCUCCCUUCCCAUUCCUCUUCUCCAGGUCAGGCCGCCUAGCAGAGCACUUUCCCCACCUGAAGAUCCCGCUGGCUUCCCCUAGUCCCGUACUAGAAGGAAGGAGGCUGGAAUGCCACUGGUGGGGCUUCUGCUCUCAUGCAAACGAACCCACACUCCAGUUGUUGAGGGCAUUAUGAAUAGAAGCGGUGACACCCAAAUAUAUCCUGGCUCCCAGGCCUCUACAGACUUGGCCAACUCUGGUCAUUGGCCCACGAGAGGACAUUGGGGGAGGGGGCAUGUUCCUGCCUGCCCUGGGAGAGGGAGGCACCUCUCAGAGUGAGGGCUGGGAGCCCUUGCUGGCCUUGCUAGGGCCCCUCCUAAUAGAAACCUAAACCAAUUUGUAAUUGAGGACAGUUCCACAGGGAGAGAAAUCCUAAGUCAGCAUCAGCGUCUUCCUGUGCUACGAGCAUAUCUUGCCUCGUCUGUAAGUUUCUGUACAUUUUUUUCCUAAGUGAAAUUUGGCUCCCCCAUCCCCACCCUACAGUGUGAUCUUAAGUUCUUAAAAAACUUGAGGGAAGACAUUUAUCUAAUUUAUUAAAAGAGAGAGCUUUCCUUGAAACAUAAACGCUUUCAGGAGCAAACUCCUGAAAGAGGAAACACACUUCUUUUAAUGCCAGCGAACACCUCGCUUAUUUCCUGCAUGUCAUUUGGUUUGCACAUGUAUAAAUGGGGAGAGGCUUUUUGCAUUUUUGCCUAGAUUGGGUUUUUGUCACUGCUUAUAGUUUGCUUUUUUUGUGUUUGCUUGGAAAUAUUGAGUGUUUCUCAGAUGCUGUUUAUUGUUUCUCUGCCGUGCCUUUUCACUUUUCUUUGGGAUUGGUUUUUGGAAUCUGGGUGCUGUUGAAGGAAGAGAGCAGACUCCUCCAGCUUGGAGGUAGGACGUGUCCUCUGUCACUGCAGACGCUUAGGCUGGACGCCAGAAACGCCCUCCAAGACCCCUAGGACACAGCAUACAUGCACAUACACCCCCACGAAUCCGUGAGAACCCCAAGGUUCUCCCUCUAGACCAGCCCAGGCCCUCUCAGGCUGCUUGUCCACAUCUCUGGGGCUGUCUGGGGAAUGCUGGUUGCCAGUGGGCCUGUGUUCCCUGCCACGCGGGCACUAGGUGAUGUGUGGCCGCAGCAGAAGAGCAGCCGCAUCUGAGGGGUUGCCCUGAAAGGAAGCAGGCCCCACUGGGCUCAUUAGUAGCAGUGGUCCCAAAACACUUUAUCUAGUUAACAUAAAGGAGACAGAGUAAGCACCCCAUUUUUUUCUGUUUCCUUGGCCAACGCAGGGUGUAAUACAGGUGACAACUUAGCUUCCCUUUGGGAGUAGAGCCCCAGUGCAACUCACUGGUCAUGGAGGCAUAAAUUUGACAGGUUGAGUUGAAACUGUGCUGUUUCUAGGUUGGUUCGUGCUUUUUAGACCAGACCAAGGCAGGCCACCCCAUUUCUCCAAGGUGGUUCACCUAGGUUGUGUAUAUAACUGGGACAUUGCCGUCCUCUCCCACGCCCCCAGAAUUCUUGAUUUUAAGGAAAGAGAGUCUAUUUUGUUAACGACAGGCUCUGUUGUAUCUGUUACUAUUCCAGGCCUGGACUGUUUUAUUUAUUUAAAAAUAUUUUAAUUUCCACAUUGGCUUCAUUCUAAUCCCGUCCAUCCCCAUAGGGCUACAGAGCACCUUCAAGUGAAGAGAUGGAUGGACAUAGAUUCAGACUUCUUUAGGAAGGUAUUUCCUAAAGCUGAGAGUGAGUUCCUUUCAUUCUUGUUGGCUUCAACAAAAAGUAGAAAACCAAGUUUUUAUAGCAAAAGGCCAAAUUAGCUGUAUAGUCUCGGAUGCAGAAAAGAAUUACCCUAGCUUCCUUAGCCCUUAGGGUUUUUGUGAGGAUUCAGUGUUUAGCAGUGUCUGGCAUAUAGUAAGCCCUAGUAAAUGUUAAAUAUUGUUAGCAUUUCAUAAAAUUUGAGAAAUAAAGAGCUGAGCUCCCUCCCUAUCUGUUGAUUCAAAAGUAAUCCCUACAUGAAAAUAUUACUCCAAAUUGACAGAGUGUUGUAGGAAUGACUGGUUUAGGAUGUCCAAGUCUCACGCCCGCCCUGCUGGUUGGAAUAUUACCAUCUCCCUGAUACACUGGCUGAUUUGAAAAUAUGCCUGACCUCAGCCCCCGAUGAAACUAGGCUGCAAGAAUUUAUAAACUAGAGAUGACAAGGGUGACCUUUGGCCACAUACUGGAUCUCACCCCACUGAUGUCUUCUGGACCACUCUAGGGGUUUUCUUUGCAGAACUUUUUGAGCUAGAAAUAAUAAAAUGAGUUUUCUCACAGACCAUACCCCCAAAGUCAAAGUUAACUAUAUUCCUCUGAAAUGCAGCAAUAGUGACUUUUCUGUUUUUUUAUUUAAGGGGAAAAGAAUGACCAAUGAACUUACUCAAUCUGUUCUGUCCCCUGGUGGCCUGGGCGGCCCCUCCACAGUCCGAGCCACAAGGGUCAGACUCCUGGGCUGGUUGGCUGUCACAUGUUUCUAUCAAAUGAGAACUUAAUUCCAUACCCGCCCCGGGGGUGGGGGUCAUCUUUAGAACCACUCCCAGAGGCUGCUAGUCAUUUAAUGAUGUUUCCCCAAAUCUCCUAAAUAGCGGUUUGCUUCUGUUUUAUUGGAGUGUCAAAGUUUUAUCUCCUCUCCUGUUUGGCCCCAUUCUGGACAGACUGCAGUGGUGGAAUAUGGAGGACUUUGCUGGAGUCCUGUCUUUUGAAGAUCCUUUGGAUUCUCUGAGGCUGAAUCAGCAGUCUAUACUUCUGUGGAUGUAACAUUAGAGUUUACCUUCUUCCAAGCAUCACUCCCUCUAUCCCAGAUUUUGUGAGGCCUUAACAUUAUCUCCCCCCACUCCCCGCCCCCUGCAGCUGAUGAGGCCUGGCAGAGGGACGAAAGGGGAGCCAUGUGCUCACACAGCAGGCAGGCCCCUGUCUGGGGGGGCCAGUAGCAGUGGGUGUUCAGAGAGCAUUUGCAGCGCUGGGGUCUAAAAUCCUCGCUGGGCCAGCAGGACAGGAACUUAGCGCAGUCUUCCACCUCCACCAAAGCUGAGAUGGAGCAAACUUGGGAAGCAUUUUGCUCCCUGUCGUGCCCAAGUAUUAACAGGACCAUACGGAACAAUCGAUGCCAAAGGAGAUGGUAACGUCCUCUGUACUGUAGUUGCUGUCACAACCUUGAUGUCUUUCUUUAAGCUAAUGGCCGUUUACGUCUGUGUCUUCAACCAGCUUCUGGUACAACCAUUUUUCUACUGUUCGCUUCUGGGGUUAAGUAGUGCAGGAUUCUGCAGAUGAGGUGUCGCUGUCCAAAUGUACUGUACCGGUAUAGAAGAACACAGCUUUGUUUUCCAAUGUUGUAGAGAAAACUAGGGAGAACUUUAUUUUUCAAUAAACUUUUCUU